GUGGGCUUUAAACGUAGUAAACCCAAUUAACUGCCUCCAGAACAUAGCUCUCUUUUGAAUUAACAUAUUACCUUUAAGGUAACAGCGCAACAAGAUGCCACCUAAAAAGCGCAACACUGGGACGAUACAGAGCAAGGAGGCGAAAAGUGCAGAAAGUGUCUCUGCAGACAAGAAGGAGAGUCCAGAGUUAUCUUUUAAGAAGCACAGAGACAAGGAUGCUGAGUUCGUGACUCUGUGUAAGAGCCUUCACGUGACGGACCUAGUGUGUGAUCGAGCCUGGGCGCUGUGGAAAACUGUUCAAGAGUCUAUGGAUGAAAUCGCUGACAGUCAGAAACGGGUCUGGGGGGCUUGUCUGUUUGUGUCAGGGAGAGACGCAGAUGUCACCUGCUUCACCGUAACUCAGGUUCUGAAAGCAAUCAGUCUGAAUGUAAAGCAGUUUGUAGCGCUGGUGUGGAAGUUGGAUGUGAACCUAGAUACCAUAAGCACCAAGGUGAAUUUAGCACUGACGCGGCUGGAGAAGAAGUACGACGUGUCGCUGGCUCUCUACCAGCGGUUUGAGAAAACAUGCAAGACAAUCUUUGCUUUGGCUUCUGAUGAUCAGGAAAGGAAGACCAUGCGAAGCUGCUGGACAAUGUUCCUUUUAGCGAAAGGACGGGCCUUGCCGAUGGAGGAUGACCUGGUCAUAUCAUUCCAGUUGCUGCUUUGUACGCUGGAGUUAUUCAUCAAGCGUUGCCCUCCAGACCUGCUGCAACCUCUUUACAAAUCAGCAAUCAGCAAAGUCCCUCCGACACGAACGUCUCGCCGCAGCCAGAGCAAAGCCAAGUCCAAACCUCUGGAGCCAGAGGUGGAUUUGCAGCUUCUCAAAACCUUGUGCAACGAGAAUGAAUGCAAUGUAGAAGAGGUGAAGAAUGUAUACCAGACCAGUUUCUCGGCUUUCCUGGACUCACUGGAUCUUUCGAAAUCUCCAGAUUUUCCUCCGGCGAAAGACCUCAACCAACAAUACGAAGAGCACUAUCUCAAGAGUAGAGACAUUGAUGGACGGCUGUUUUUUGACGGAGACGAGACCGUUCUUGCCCCGAAAAUCAAGAUAUCGCAUGGGGAAAGAACCCCGAAGAAGAACCUGCCAGAUGAAGACGUACUCAUUCCUCCCCAGACGCCAAUCAGAGCUGCCAUGACUUCCAUUCAGCAGUUGAGAGGUGACCUCACCUCCAGUGGCGAUCAGCCAUCGACAAACCUAGCUACCUAUUUUAAAAAUUGCACCGUAGACCCGAUGCAGGCGGUGCUGUUGCGUCUGGAGACACUCGAACAGGCGUUCAGCCAAAGGUUUGGUCAGGCAGUCGGCCCGCACUGUACACUCGGUUGUCAGAGAUUCAAACUCGGUGUCAGACUGUAUUACAAAAUCAUGGAGGCAAUGCUGAAAUCGGAAGAGAAGCGACUGUCUGUGCAAAAUUUCAGUAAACUCCUCAAUGACUCCACAUUCCACACAUCACUGUUGGCGUGCGCUUUGGAGGUGGUCAUGGCAACGUAUGGAGAGAGCAGUUUUAAGACUGGCGGAUACAACCAUGAUGACCCACUUGAAACCGACUUGUGUUUCCCCUGGAUACUGGAUGUGGUCGACCUCCCCGCCUUCGACUUCUACAAAGUCAUCGAGAGUUUCAUCAAGGCCGAGCCCACUCUGAGCAAAGAUAUCGUCAAACACCUGGAGACCUGCGAGAACCUCAUCAUGGAGAGAAUCGCAUGGAGGACGGACUCGCCGCUGUUUGAGCUGCUGAAACAGGAGCAUGGAGGCGGAGCAGCAGAUCAGGUGGAGACUCCGGCCAGUUUCAGCCAACCACUGCAGCACAACCACACCGCGGCUGACCUAUACCUGUCCCCCAUGCGUCCAGGCCUUCGUGUCUUGCCUCCUGAGUCCUCGGCCACGCCCGGCUCUCAAGCCUCCGCUCAGCCUUUGACCCAGCCUGGCGGCGGCCAGACUCCCCGUCUCCCAAAGUCCAACUCGCUCAGCCUUUUCUACAAAAAAUUGUACCGCCUGGCCUACAGCAGGCUGCAGAUACUCUGCUCCUACCUGCUCGCCUCCCACCCGGAACUGGAGCCCAUCAUCUGGACCCUGUUCCAGCACACGCUGCAGCAUGAGCACGAGCUGAUGAGAGACCGCCACCUCAACCAGUUGAUGAUGUCGGCCAUGUAUGCCAUCUGUAAAGUAAAGAGUGUUGACCUGCGCUUCAAGACCAUCGUCACAGCGUACAAGAACAUGCCCAACACCAACCAGGAGACCUUUAAGCACGUGUUGAUCACUGAGGGCCACUAUGACUCCAUCAUCGUCUUCUACAACCAGGUGUUCAUGCAGAAGCUGAAAACCAACAUUCUGCAGUAUGCGUCGACUCGGCCACCCACCCUCUCUCCAAUCCCACAAAUACCUCGAAGCCCCUACAAGUUCCCCAAUUCACCUUUGCGUGUGCCCGGGAGCAACAACGUGUACAUCUCCCCUCUGAAAAACACCCGCACGUCUCCGGGUAUCAUGACUCCUCGCUCCAAAAUGCUGGUGUCCAUUGGUGAAUCUUUCGGGCUGUCCAAUCGGUUCCAGAAGAUCAACCAGAUGGUCAACAGCAGCGAACUCUCCUUUAAAAGGACUCUGGAUCUCGGCUCGGGUCCGAAGCCUUUGAAGAGGUUACGGUUCGAUGUGGACGGGCAAGAUGAGGGCGAUGGCAGCAAAUCUGGAGGAGAUUCUACACUCAUACAGAAGCUUGCAGAGAUGAGCUCCACUCGGAGUCGCAUGCAGGAGCAGAAGAUGAAGGAGGCGGAAUCAAAGAAGGAGUAACACUAAAAGCUACUGAACUGCCCUGCACUGUUGAUCACACCGGGAACUCUUCGCUUUUGUUCACACACAAAGGGAAACACGAGUUUCUCUUGACAUUUAGUUUUUGAUUUUAGUUUGUAUUUAACUUUGAGGAGUAAUAUGUGAAUACAGAGGGCUUUCUCCUCUCUUUUUGUUGAUGCUUUAACUGUGUUUUAACUGAAUAAUGAUUGAUGUCAUUGAAGAUUUAGUACGUUUGGUUUUUAGAGUGCUCUUAGUUUGUGGGUGUUUAAAGAAAUAUUUUUUUCGCUCUUAUCGAUGUUCUCAACUUGAGAUACAUUGCUGGUUUCCUUGUUAAGUAAUCCAUCAGGAACGUCUUCUGUUGACCUUUUUCUUUUGUAACAUAAAAAAAAAUAAUGUUUGAAUCAUGACGCAACUUCAGUUGGAUUACAUGUCGGCUUCAGAAGGGAAAUUGUCUUUCCACUCAGCAGUUUUACUUUCAAAGUGAUAUUUAAAUGGGAACUUGCUUGAAUUGUCUCGGAAAAAGAUUUUGAUUUAUUUCAUUAAGUAAGAAUUAGAAAUAAGAAAAAGAAAUAUCAAGGAAAAGUAUAUAGCAUAUCAUUUGCACUCAACCCAAAUUCAUGUAGUUAGGAUUUGGUUGACGGGUAAUGUUUCUCUUUGUGUAUAGUUAUAUAGUAAAUAGUUAUACUUUUGAGAGUUGAAAAUGUUCAUCCAAUGCAAACACGUCCUCACGUGUUUCAAUUAGGAGACUGUAUUUCAUAUUCUCACAUUUUUUUACGGAUGAAUUGAUUUAUCUUUGGAGCGUUGCUGAGAAAGAGGGGUACAAGAUUACAGCGGCAUAAUGCGCACCACAUGGAGCAUUAAUAUGUGGACUUCACUCCAGAAAAGUAUACCAAGGUCAAAUAUAUUGGUAGACAUUUCAAUUACCAGAGUUUUUUAAUUUAAAUGUGUUUAUAUUGUACGUUAUUGAAGUAGUUCCUUGAAAAUGUAGUAAAUAUUUCUUUUGAAAAAAUCAUUUUGUUUUUGUAUUCCUUUGCAUAGAAGUAACUCCAUGUCGGCAUUAUCUUCUGUGUUAAUCAGUUUUCUCUUUUACCUUCGAGGCCAUCGGCCAUCGAAGCCAGUAUUCAGGGAUUUACCAGCUGAAUGACCAAAGUGAUGUCAUCAUGUGGAGUUUUAUGCAGUUUUUUUGUUUGUGGUGCUUUUAAGAGAGAACUGUUGUUUGAUUCCAGGUUUUAUAUACUGUGAUAUGCUGUCAGUUUUUUGUUGUUGAGGAAAAUACAAUUUGAGUGUUGGUUAUAAAACAGAAACAUGA
This is a messenger RNA of Pseudoliparis swirei, 4127 nucleotides long. It is a transcript of the gene rb1, whose product is annotated as retinoblastoma 1. The transcript is spliced from 27 exons. The record is from RefSeq and is a predicted model, not a curated record. Bases 95 to 2818 code for a protein of 907 amino acids. Lineage: Eukaryota; Metazoa; Chordata; Actinopteri; Perciformes; Liparidae. Gene Ontology annotation, cellular component: nucleus; chromatin; Rb-E2F complex. Gene Ontology annotation, molecular function: RNA polymerase II transcription regulatory region sequence-specific DNA binding. Gene Ontology annotation, biological process: cell morphogenesis involved in neuron differentiation; cell differentiation; negative regulation of G1/S transition of mitotic cell cycle.